Molecule: messenger RNA, 704 nt
Organism: Salvia hispanica
Lineage: Eukaryota; Viridiplantae; Streptophyta; Magnoliopsida; Lamiales; Lamiaceae
Product: coiled-coil protein
Cellular component (GO): nucleolus
Source: RefSeq, a predicted model, not a curated record
UAGAGAUGUUGGAUUGAGAGCAAUUGCAAUGGCGUGCACAAUCGAUUUCCGGAAGCUCGACGAGGGCUUCGGCGGCAAGACCUUCAAGCGCAAGAGAGCCGAGCAGGAAGCCGAGAAGCAACACCUCCUCGAUGACAACGAUUCCUCCAUGGAAAUCGACGCCAAUCCGUCGAAGCGGCAGGCCGUCGCCUCCUCCUCCGAUCCGAACAAGCCUUCCUUCGGCAAGCCGACCUACGACGGAGUGAUCGCCGGCAAAGUGUCGGGGAAGAGGUGGAAGGAGGUGCGGACGCGGCGCGCGUCGUCCGUCCAGGUGAAGAAGGGGACGACGGCGGAGCAGCGGGCGAGGGAGAAGGAGAUUAAGAAGGCAUACAGAGAGAGGAUGACGGAGCUCAAGGAGGAAAUACGGCAGAACAAGCAGGACAAGAGGCGGCUGCGCGAGGAGAGGGAGAAGAAGAAGGCGGAGAAUAUUCUCAAGUCGGGAACCAAGUUGCAGAAGAUUACCAACCCUAAUACACUCAAGAAGAUCGCUAAAUCCAAGCAGCGCAAGCUCCUCAAGGUCGUCUCUGAUGAUGUUUUCAAGAAUAAUACCAACAAGUAACUUAUUUAUUUUUGAGAAUGUGUUUUCUGUUAUGGAUUGCCAAUUUAGUUUAUCAUGUUUUGUUGGAAUAUUUGUUUGAAGAAGAAAUUUUAUGUUCUUGUCAAAA